This is a messenger RNA of Chelonia mydas (Green sea turtle), 1520 nucleotides long. It is a transcript of the gene LRRC74B, whose product is annotated as leucine rich repeat containing 74B. The record is from RefSeq and is a predicted model, not a curated record. Gene Ontology annotation, molecular function: protein binding. The transcript is spliced from 11 exons. NCBI's taxonomy places the organism in Eukaryota, Metazoa, Chordata, Testudines, Cheloniidae. The coding region runs from base 52 to 1377 and encodes 441 amino acids.
GCUCGUGACCCGCCCGCGUGGCGGGUAGGGCGCUAGGGAUUGCGCUGCCUGAUGCUGCCGGUGCGGAGCGAGCGGGGCUCGGCGCCCGCGGCGGCUGUGGGGGUCCGGCCGCCCAGCCGGCCCCGAGCGGAGCUCAGCCGCGGCAGCUUGCGUUCCGCCGCCUCCUGCGGCGCGACUGUCCCCAGGUCCGUUUGUGAGCGCGCUGUGCACCAGGAAAGAGAUGCUUGUAACAGAACAAACACACCGGAUGAUUCAGAGGGGGAUGAGAGUGAGGAGAAGGCUGAUGAAGAUAGCGAGAGGGAGGAAGAGUGGGAUACUGACCUUGAAAUAGAAGAAACCAAGGAACCUUUUGACCCAACUGGAAAGACCAGAUACAUAGCAGCCUGCCAACUAUAUAGAGUGGUACCCAUAUCCUAUUUCCUGCGUCACAUGAAGGACUCUGAACUGAUUAUGAAGCACCAUGGACUUGGCACACAGGGUGCCAAAGCUUUAUCUCUUUCCUUGAUGACCAACACCUCCAUCGUAAAGUUAAACCUGAGUGAUAAUUGGCUGGAUGGAGAAGGGGCAGCUGCAGUUGCAGAGAUGUUAAAAGAAAACUGUUACAUUUCAGAUGUUGAUUUAUCUGACAACAGACUUGGAGUUAAAGGAGCCGAGGCCCUUUCUGCUAUGCUUCUGGAGAAUACUACAGUGCUUACCCUUAAACUUUCAGGAAAUGAGUUUGAUGACCAUGCAGCUAAGUACCUAUCCGAUGCCCUCCCGGCUAACAAUAAAAUGGAAUCUCUGGAUCUGAGUCACAACAUGCUUGGUGACGCAUCAGGUGAGGUUCUUGGAAUGGCAAUAGCAGAAAACACUGGACUAAAGGAGCUUAAUAUGAGCUGGAACUACUUCCGUAACCAAGGAGCAGCUGCCUUAGCCAGAGGCUUCGAGGCAAACAUGUUCCUCAGAGUUCUGGACCUUUCUUACAAUGGCUUCAGCAACAACGGAGCAGCUGCCCUGGGGGAGGCCCUUAAAGUGAACAAUGUGCUGGAAGAGCUCAACAUUAGCAAUAACCGCAUUUCAUUGGAAGGAGCUCUGCGGUUUGCAGUAGGCCUGAAAGAAAACCAGACUCUGAAGAGACUUAAUAUGGCCAGAAAUCCCAUGCAGAGUGAAGGCUGCUUUGGGAUUCUCAAAUCUAUACAAGCAAAUUCUGGUGCCGUGGUAGAAAUCUUGGACUUCUCAGAGAUCCCUGUGAACAAAGACUUUGCAGACCUGUGUGAUGCUGUGAAAAUGCUUUUGCCAAAUCUUCAGAUCAGAUAUGGUGGAAAUGCAACAUUGCACAAAAAAGAGCAACCAAAGGUUGAGAUCCAAUCUUGGUUCAGCGUGGAGGGUGAUUCAUAGAAUCCUUUGACCUAAAAGGAACCUCUUCAAGGUCACUUUGGGUGUCCCAGGAAUUUUUGUAACACUACAUGUGCUCAGUGGAAUCAAAGGUCUUCCUUUUAUUUGUGACGGGAACUGGAUGAGCCUUGGACACCCCCAAAAUA